GCAAGAGAUAGAUAGAGAGAGAGGGAGAGGGACAGUGCCAAAGAGAGGGAGUGCACCGCAGCACUGCAUUCGCAUCUCAGCUGCUGAAGCGAGCAGUUCGAAAUGCGCACCGAAAGGCGCGACGAUCGCUAAAUUAAAGAAAGACCAAUGAAAAUAAAGUAAAGAAAACACGUAACCAAUAUUCGUGUGGCGCUCUCGCGAGUUGGCAACAGCCCAAAACCAAAACACAAAUAUUUGUUGAAAAUCUCGUGAGUUGGACACAAGCAGUAAUUAGAAGAAAUCGCUUUUAAAUAUUUGAUAAAGUUUGAUAAAUAUUUGAUAAACUUGCCAGUUGAACGAAAAAAGAAUUCAACUACAUAAUAUAUAUAUAAUUGUGACAAUAACAUAAAGACAGUAAACAAACUCUGAUGAAUAUAAGUACACAAGCAAAUCACUAAUCAUAACGUUAUAAUACAUUUCUUAAAUAAUUUGAAAGUAAACAAAGUCUAAAUCACAAAAACCAAUUGCUUGGAGGCCUACACUAUUCUUAACUAUCUGGGCAAUUGACUUCGAUCGCCUGCAUGCGUUUCUGGCCGUAAUCCCCUCCAGCAAGGUGACCAUGUGCAGCCGGAAAUGCUUUCGCAUGCCCACCCUGGUCAUUUGCGGCGUCGUACUGACCAUUAUCCUGGUCUGCAUCACGGGCAUCACGCUGACGAACAGCAUCAACAUAUCGAACAUCGUCAAGCUGCGCGAGAAGGUGGCCAGCGAUUCGGCGGCCGCCAAUGGCGGUCACCAGGCGGCCCAGACGCGGGCGGCUCUCGUCGAGCAGCAGUACUCCACGCUGCAGCAGCAUCAUCUCUCCCGCAGCGAUCUCAACUAUAUUCAGGCGGCGACGCAUCCAAAGAAUCUGCAGCGCCAACUUCAGCAGCAGCAGCAACAACAACAGCAGUUGCAGCAGCAACAGCAACAGCAGCAGCAACCGAAUAAGAUUGUCAUCGAAAUCGGUUUGAGCAAUGACAGCGGUCCAAGCAGUGCGCCCGCAAGCAGUAACAUUGGUUCAAGCAGUACGGGUCCGCGAAUUCUUCAGGCGGCGGAGGCUUUAAUGGAGGGAAAUGUGGACUCGAUUUCAUUGCCAGCAGCAGCGCCGCUAGCAGCAGCCACUACUACCACAACUUCAGCUAAAAGCACAGAAAGCAGUGCGCCGCAUAGCCCCGCAAAUACCAGCAGUGCAGAUAUUACAAUGGGCAUCGCAGAUCACAAUCCAGGGGGCAUUCAGUUCGAGCGACGCGCCCACGUUAAACAGAUGAUGGAACAUGCGUGGCACAAUUACAAACUGUAUGCGUGGGGCAAGAACGAACUGCGUCCACUUUCGCAGCGACCGCAUUCGGCCAGUAUCUUUGGAUCCUACGAUCUGGGCGCCACAAUCGUCGACGGCCUGGAUACCCUGUACAUAAUGGGACUGGAGAAGGAAUAUCGCGAGGGUCGCGAUUGGAUCGAACGCAAAUUCUCACUGGACAAUAUCAGCGCCGAGUUGAGCGUGUUCGAGACGAACAUUCGAUUUGUGGGCGGCAUGCUGACGCUGUACGCCUUCACCGGUGAUCCACUGUACAAGGAGAAGGCCCAGCACGUUGCCGACAAGCUGCUGCCCGCCUUCCAAACGCCCACGGGAAUUCCCUAUGCGCUGGUCAACACCAAGACCGGUGUGGCCAAGAACUACGGCUGGGCAUCCGGCGGCAGUUCCAUCCUAUCCGAAUUUGGCACACUGCAUCUGGAAUUCGCCUACCUGAGCGACAUUACCGGUAAUCCACUGUACCGGGAGCGAGUGCAGACCAUCCGCCAGGUGCUCAAGGAGAUCGAGAAACCGAAGGGCCUGUACCCCAACUUCCUCAAUCCGAAGACGGGCAAAUGGGGGCAACUACACAUGUCGUUGGGCGCACUGGGCGACAGCUACUACGAGUACUUGCUGAAGGCCUGGCUGCAAUCCGGCCAAACGGAUGAGGAGGCACGCGAGAUGUACGACGAGGCGAUGCUGGCCAUUUUGGAUAAGAUGGUGCGCACCAGUCCCGGCGGACUGACGUACGUCUCCGAUCUCAAGUUCGACAGGCUGGAGCACAAGAUGGACCAUUUGGCUUGCUUCUCGGGCGGCCUCUUUGCGUUGGGAGCGGCCACGCGUCAAAAUGAUUAUACGGACAAGUACAUGGAGGUGGGCAAGGGCAUUACGAAUACCUGUCACGAGAGCUACAUCAGAGCACCCACCCAGCUGGGACCCGAGGCCUUUAGAUUCAGCGAAGCUGUGGAGGCGCGAGCACUGAGAUCGCAGGAGAAAUACUACAUUCUGCGGCCAGAGACAUUCGAGAGCUACUUUGUGCUGUGGCGACUCACGCACGACCAGAAGUACCGCGACUGGGGCUGGGAGGCGGUCCUCGCCCUGGAGAAGCACUGCCGCACGGCGCACGGAUACUGUGGCCUGCGCAACGUCUACCAGCAGGAGCCCCAAAAGGACGACGUUCAGCAGAGCUUUUUCCUCGCCGAAACACUGAAGUACCUGUACUUGCUGUUCUCGGACGAUUCGGUGCUGCCGCUGGACGAGUGGGUGUUCAACACGGAGGCCCAUCCGCUGCCGAUCAAGGGAGCGAAUGCGUACUACAGACAGGCGCCCGUAGCGCUUCCGGUUUCGAACGCAUCGUAAACGGGCGCCAUGCUGCGCCGCUGGCUGUUCGGCCUGUCCCUAGCAAUGCACCUUACUUAGCUCGCGAUAUUUAGAUACCUACACAUGUGUGUAACAGGUCGUAACCUUUUUUUUUUUUUUGUUUUGUCUAAGUUAUUAGUUAGAUUACGUGAUGAUGACAACUGCGUACGAAAGAUAUUGUAUGUUUACAAUCAAUCCAGGCACAUACACAUACACACACACGAGAAACUGUCAAUGUAACAUAUUUAUAAAGCUUGCACAUAUAUAUUAGAACUUAAACGUAAACGGAUAUAUCGUAGUUUAGUUCUUAACUGUUUGCACAAGUUUCUCCGAGUCUCUCUUCUUAAUUUAUCUUAUGGAAUUAAUAGUAAUACACAAAUAGUUGACAGAGGUGGAUAAUGGGAAGACCUCAAUUUCCAUUUAAAUGCGAAUGACGUAGACGUAGGCAAAAACUCUUGAUAUUAAUUAUGAUAUGAUAUAUAAUAUGAUAUACGUGUAAAUGUAAAUCUCAGGUGUUCUUAUUAUGGUUUUCCUUGCGCUCACACAAGGCACUUUUUCACUAACCAGCUACGUAACUAUCUCUACAAGCAUUCUAUACGCAAUUCUCGAUCUGCGACUAUAUCUCUGUGUGGAUUUAUUGCCACUUGGCGGGCAUUUCGAUAGAUCUACUCUGCUGAUUUCCAAUUCGACUCUUUGACCACUUUAUUUUGUAUAUAAUUUCAACAGACUUUCCUCGCAAAAUAAAGGCAGAAGAAAAUCGAGUUGAUAUUUAAACGAAUAUAUUCUUACACAAUAUUGUUUACUUUGUAGCCUAAAUAUUUAAAUAUAAAUCUAAUAUAGAGUCUAGCUUACUUUAUGUGACAAAGCAAACGUAACGCGAAUCACCUUAAAUCAAGAACAUCAAGCGAAAAGAAACGCAAACAAUAUAUAUAAAGUAAAUAAAUAAAUAUAUAUUUGUAUUUAAUUAAAUCAAAUAAAACGUAGGCAAUUGUUAAAAUAAAUUAAUUAUACGAUGGCAAGAGCCGAGCGAAUGGUAAUUUAAUUUUUAACAACUGUAAAGGUUUUUUAUAAUAAUAAUAAUACCAACAGUAAUCAUAUUUAUAAUUCUACUUAUAACUGUAAUCCAUAGUCUAAGCCACAAGGUUCGCAUGAUAAAUGAAAUAUAGAUGUUAUUUAAUUGUUUUUUUUUUUUGUAACAUACGCAGCUUGUUCUGUGUAAAGUGAUUUAACAAACGUAAACAUAACUUAAAACAUAAGCUAAGACCUUAAUGUAAAACAAAAGAAUUUUAAAGAAACCUUUUAACAAAAUAAAAAAUAAUAUCAACUCGAAUUAAACCGAUAAAUGAAGAAAUCUAAAAAACUAAAGCUAACAAACGUAAAAAGCAAAUUGCUUAAAAAGAAUAGGAAGAAACAAAUGAAUUCGAUACUAAUUAAGCAUAAAUUUAGUCUUUAGAGCAAACCUUUUUUUGUUUAGAUCAAAUUAGAAUUGAGGCCAAUAGCGAGAUAUAUGCUAUAUCCGAUUAUAAUGCCGAACACACAGAUUCGAAUGGCAGUUUGUAAAUGCAUCAGACACAAUACAUUCAUCAACUGCAGUCCCUGAGCUGCUGGAGAUGUCCAGUGUAUUUUGCCUAAAUCAUAAGUUUAAUAAAGAUCUAAUAAUUAACUUAUAA
This is a messenger RNA of Drosophila santomea, 4338 nucleotides long. RefSeq names its product mannosyl-oligosaccharide alpha-1,2-mannosidase IA (gene alpha-Man-Ia). The transcript is spliced from 6 exons. Gene Ontology annotation, biological process: carbohydrate metabolic process; N-glycan processing. Gene Ontology annotation, cellular component: endoplasmic reticulum; Golgi membrane. The coding region runs from base 599 to 2668 and encodes 689 amino acids. The record is from RefSeq and is a predicted model, not a curated record. NCBI's taxonomy places the organism in Eukaryota, Metazoa, Arthropoda, Insecta, Diptera, Drosophilidae. Gene Ontology annotation, molecular function: calcium ion binding; mannosyl-oligosaccharide 1,2-alpha-mannosidase activity.